AAACUCUUCUAGCUGAUAUCAGAAAUGAGGAAACGCUUGCAGUCAUGACUGAGUUUUCAGAACUUCAUGAUGCUUCGUCUAAACCAUGGACUCAGCUCAGUUCCUUCACAGCUUUAGUUUUCCUUCUUCUAACACAAAACUGUUCAGGUCUUUCCCAGGUGGUCGGUCCGUCUCAGCCGGUCCUGGCAAUGGUUGGUGAUGACGUUCUUUUGUCGUGUCGGCUGGAACCUGCCGUGGAUGCUUCAGACAUGUCCAUAGAGUGGUCCAGAGAAGACCUAGACCCUUCAUAUGUCUAUGUAUGGUGGGAUAAAGAGGAACUGGAAAGUUCCAAACAUCCUGAUUAUAAAGGAAGAACAUCAUUGUUAUUUAAUAAACUGGAGUUUGGAGACGUUUCACUGAAACUCUCCAAAGUGAAACUGUCUGAUGAGGGAAAAUACAGAUGCUUCAUUCCUACACUGGGUCGAGGAUCUACUGUUGAACUGGUUGUUGGUACUGAUCCAUUUACAGUCAUCACUUUAGAAGGACUUGGUAGAACCAGCAGCUCAGUGGUGUUACAGUGUGAGUCUGCAGGCUGGUAUCCAAAGCCUGAGGUGUUGUGGCUGGACGGUGAUGGAAACCUCCUCUCUGCUGGACCUACAGAGACAGUCAGAGGUCCUGAUGACCUCUAUACUGUCAGCAGCAGAGUGACUGUGGAGCAGAAACACAGCAACAAGUUCACCUGCAGAGUCCAGCAGAACAACAUCAACCAGAGCAGAGAGGCUCUGAUACAAGUUACAGGGAAAAGGAAAACUUUGGUAAAUGAAAAGCAAGAAGAGCUUGAACGAUAUAAGGAUGAGAAGAAGACGUUUCUAGAGACCAAGAGAAGUUUGCUGGAUGAGAAGCUCAAGUCAAUGAAGACUGAGAGAAAACUGAAGACAGUGAUCCAGAACAUGAUCCACGAGCUGGAUGAAAUGAACUUUGAUACCAACUCUGACCCUACUGGGAGCGAUGAGAAGAAUCAACAGGAAGAGUUAGAGAAGCUCCAGGAUGAGAAGCAGAAGUGGAUGAAGACUGUUGUAAACCUGAAGACAGAACUCCAGGACAUGAACCAGGAGUUGAAGCUGGCAGGACCCAUAAUUAUGGAAGAGGUCAAUGAAAGGGACCGCUACAUCAGUCUCAAGAACAUUUCGACUGAGGAGAUGGAACUGAAAGGCUGGAAGUUAACACUACAUAGAAACGGUGAACUACUCGUCAGGUUUACAUUCAAUGAGUCAUUCAAACGUCAGGCUGGAGAGAUUCUCUGUAUAGCGCACCCAUCAUGGUUCAGCAAACAUCCUGAUGAUGUUGAUCUGGUGUGGUCAGAACUGAAGUACUGGAUUCCUGGAGACAAAAUGAAGAUGAACCUCAUCAGCAACAAUGGAGAGCUCUUCAGACUGCUGUAAUGUGAAUAAACAUGUGAAACAUCA
Molecule: messenger RNA, 1445 nt
Organism: Acanthochromis polyacanthus (spiny chromis)
Lineage: Eukaryota; Metazoa; Chordata; Actinopteri; Pomacentridae
Product: butyrophilin subfamily 3 member A3-like
Exons: 11
Coding region: 45-1421 (458 amino acids)
Source: RefSeq, a predicted model, not a curated record